This is a messenger RNA of Paramacrobiotus metropolitanus, 1453 nucleotides long. RefSeq lists its product as uncharacterized. The record is from RefSeq and is a predicted model, not a curated record. NCBI's taxonomy places the organism in Eukaryota, Metazoa, Tardigrada, Eutardigrada, Parachela, Macrobiotidae. The coding region runs from base 442 to 1374 and encodes 310 amino acids. The transcript has 3 exons.
UGAACACCGGCAGUGUCAUACGGUUUCAAGCAGCAUAUUAUGAUCUUAUUUUUGAAAGAUUCUAAUACUUCCUGACCAGCUUACAACGUCCUGCAGUUUAAGUACGUGCAAAUACACGGUUCAAUCUUUGUACGCAGUGUACGGUAUCAGUGUAUGUGCCAUGAAAAGCUCCGUUAAAACUAUACAUGUUAUUUAAUGGCGUUUGCGUUUUAAUUCCACGGGACUACUCUCCUCCAGACAACACAAUAUUCCUGUAUUCCUGUCCACUCUCAAGAGCGUGAAUACAGUUGUCAAGAGAAACCUACCGAACUACAGCAGUACACACGCAACCCAUGUACUGUUCCCCGUAAAACAUACUUAUGGUCUAACUUUAUCGGGCGCUCUACAGUAACUGCAUAAUCCAAAUCUGCACAUAACCGAUUAUUAAAGCGGAAACUGAAUAUGGAGCGUCAUUUUCUACCGCGAAUCGGAAGAUACCCGCUUGUCGCUGGCGUCUAUGACCGCUUUCUAGUGGAUAUUUUGGGCGGGGAUGCUGUGUAUCGUGGAUACGUUUGUGGUAUCGACAAUAAUGACCACUGUAUGGUGCGAGUGGGUUCCAUGCAGCGAUUACAGCGCAUUCCCAUAGAUCAACUGCGUUUGGUAGAUCCCGAGGAAUCCAAAUUAAUUCAUCCAAAUACAUUGCCAGAAGAAAUCGAGCUGUUGGUUAGUGUGGAGGAGAAUCAGCCAGAAUCCUGGCAACCCGUCGUUCUUCUUGUCGACGGCACGCUCAUGGAGAAUUUAUCCCUUGUAAACGUAGAUGUAUGCGUGUUUGGCGAUUUUGUCAAACGCUAUUUGGUCCUGCAUAGCACAGAGAUCGGUAUGGCGUUCAGCUGUCUCCGCCCCCGCGGAUAUCUCGGGGCGCCAGUCACACCACAGUCGUUUCGUCAAGUGACAAUCCCCAUCGUUCAGCUGAUGUUUUACUCACAUGCGGAACGUCGCAGUUACAAAUUUUCGGAUAACACUGAACAUACUCUAGAGCGAAUCCGAGAAUUCCCGUCAUUUCGUAGUCGUUUUUUGCGAAAUACUCGCAAUAUUAUGUUUCUCGGCGUUAGCGAAGAUAAAGUUGAGCUGCUGUGUAGAAGAGGCUAUAAACUAGAGGCCGACGAAGGGCUCGUGUUCUCGGUAUCCGGAGAGUGGUAUAAAAGAUUGUUUGCUCCUGGCUCAGACAUUAUUAUUCCGUGCCGCCGCGCUCUGGAAGAGAUGCUUACCAUUAUUACGUUCCAGCAUGACCUGAACGAGCUGGAUGAAACCCGUUUUGGUGACCUUUACGUGGAACUGUGCCUGAUGGUGUUCGGUUAUUUAGAUGUUUUCGACCAACACUGCCUCCGCCGGUAAAGAGCCGAUCGUGCAGACAUUUUGACCAUUUGUUGUCGUCGGUUGUUAUCCAUCAAUCUAUAAUUCUGCCAUAUCAGCC